AUGAAAAUAUCUUUUGCAAAAUACUCCAAAGGUUUGCUCCAGGCCUGCAAUUCAAGAGGACCGCCAGGACCGGAUGGAAUGGAUGGAAGUAAAGGAGACCUGGAACCACGAGGAGCGACAGGACCUCGGGGACUGAAGGGUCCAAUUGGACCGAGGGGAGACAACGGACAAAAAGGACUGCCUGGGUCGCAAGGACCGCGUGGAGAACAGGGUGAAAAAGAGGAAGUAGAACCAAUAAUAUCAGUUCUCUUAUUUUUGGUUGUUUUUGUUUGUUUGUACCAACCUGUCGUUAAUGCGUCCUUCCCAUUACGCCAUAAAAUUGAUAAAUUUGGAAUUAUAAUCGGUGCCUUAGUAAAAUUUGCUUAG
This is a messenger RNA of Cercopithifilaria johnstoni, 366 nucleotides long. Lineage: Eukaryota; Metazoa; Nematoda; Chromadorea; Rhabditida; Onchocercidae. The record is from the annotation of a GenBank genome assembly.